Messenger RNA from Vespa crabro (European hornet), 2606 nucleotides. RefSeq lists its product as uncharacterized. NCBI's taxonomy places the organism in Eukaryota, Metazoa, Arthropoda, Insecta, Hymenoptera, Vespidae. The record is from RefSeq and is a predicted model, not a curated record. Bases 799 to 2316 code for a protein of 505 amino acids. The transcript has a single exon.
AAAAGGAGCAAAAAUAAAAGUAGAAUAUAUAUUACGAAAGGAGUGUUAUAAGAAAAGUAAUGUCAAUUAAUUUAUUCAACACAUUUUUUUUUUUCUUUACAAAACUAAUCAAGUAAUAAGUACGUUGUGAUAAUUCAUUUCUUUAAAUUAUUUUUUUCUAUUUAUACUUCACAUUUAUAUUACUGGCGGGCGGACAAAGGAAUAUAAGUCAAACGUUUAUAUAAUUUUUCUUUUUUCCCGCUUUUUUAACUGAAAUUAUAAUAAUAUAUGAAAAAUGAAAACUGAAAAAUUUUAUUUAAUAUAAAUCAUUAUUUCCGAAAACAAAAAAAAGAAAAAUACUUCUAAAUUAAGUGUAAUGCAUAUUUUGUAAGUCCAUUAAAAUGAGAAAUAUGUUAUCAAUUUUCACAUCCGAAAUCUAACACUUGAUCUUGCAUUGCACUUUAAAUAUUAUAAUAUUUGCUUUCCCGAUAAAAUAAUAAUUCAUAUUUACGCACUUCUGUCCGUCGACCAGAAAUAAAUAUCUACCUUUUUUCUUUUUUUUAUAUUGAUUUCAUAUUGAUCGAUGUGGAUCGAUAUAAAUCAAAUAUCGAUAUAUAUGUAUCGAACGUUGAUGUUACAAAUCGAAAUAUUGUAUUCUUAUCGGUUAGAAUGCAUUUUUGUAAGCUUAUUCAUCGACCAAGUAUGGUUACCCGAGUGUGGUACGUUCGUAACAAAAUUUUUUGAUAACCAUAAAUCUAAAGUAAAAGUGAAAAUUAAGUUGUUGAACAAAUUCUAACCUUAAAUAAUAAUAUUCUUACAAUGGCGAGACUUCCACCGCUUAAUUAUUUCAUGGAAAAAGAAGCAGCAAAUAUGGCUACAAAACGUUUUAAUCUUAUUCUUCAAGAAGCAUUACAGGAGUACAAAAAAAUAUGGGCGACCUACUUAGAUUUUGUAAGACAGUAUCAAGAAACUGAUUCUAAAUCAUUGUUCGAAGAAAAGACUCAGACAGAAAAAAAGAUAGAUGAAAAUAAUAAAUCCUCAGGAAGCAUGUAUUCUGAAGAACCAAAUUCAACUUAUUCAAUAGAGAAUACUCAGCAACAAUCUACUUUGGAUGUUCAUUCUAGUAUGGAAUCAUUGUUCGAUAAGAAUAUAUUUGAAAAUGUAAGUUCAAUGCCAGAAAGUCCUAUAUUUUUUAGAAACAAAUCAAAUGUUAAAAAUAUCAAUUCUAAUAGAAAUAUUUGUAUGGAUAGUUCUUCUGAAAGCAUAAGUACAAUAAAUAAUUUAAGAAACGAUAAUAAGCAAGAGAUGUCUGAUAAAACAAAUUCUGCAUUUACUGAAGAUUCUACGAGUAAUGUUCCUUCAUUAUUUUUAUGUAGUACUCCGACUAGAAACAAAAAAUGUAAUAUAAGUAAAACAAAGAAUGUUAAAAGGAACACACAAUCCAAAACAGCUACACCAUUGAAUAAUUUAAAAAUAAGAAAUAAUUUACGUACUAUAAGAAAAGAGAAAGCAUUGAACAAAACGCCUUUGCAAGUUAUAAACAAUAUGAGCUUGACACCAAAGAAUAAUUCUCUAAUAGAUAAGAGUAAUAUUAAAUUAAAUACGAUAUCAUAUAACAUUCAAGUCACAUCGACGCCAAGUAGUAAGAAAUUAAAACAAACCAAAUUAGUAUUUCACAAGACCAAAAAAACGAUGGAGCUAUCAAAUAAUUUAAAGUCGACUGGUACUCUUGUAUUAACAAAGACUGAUAAAUCUGUAUUUAAUCAGGACACAAUUUCAAAACAAUGUACAUUAACCAAUAUAAUAAAUACAAAGAAAAAGGGAAUAGAUGAUGAACAUAUUGAUAAUAUUUGUAAUCAGACUGAAAAGACAGAAAGCAUAAUAGAAAGUGCACAAAUAAAAAACGAAUUGAUAUAUCAGCAAGAAUAUGAAAUAAAUAAUCAAAUGGAAGUAAAUGAUCCAUUAAACAUUAGUAAUGAAUCACUUUCAACUUUCUUUUCAGAAUAUGAAAAUAAUAUAAAUCUUGAUCAAAAUGUUAACAAUUGUAGUAUUGAUAAAACUUUUUUGCCUUCAGCAAAAUCCGAAACUGAAUCUCAGCAUAUCAAAAAGAAACAAACUAAAAUAUUGAAAACAAAGGAAAAUGUGAUAAAUAUCAUUGAUCUAGAUGAAGCAGCAGAAAAGAGAAUUAAAUUAUCUAAAAAUAGAAGCUGCAGAGAAUGCGAACAAUAUGGAGAAAAACAAUGCUGUCAUUUCAGAAAUAUACCGUAUAAGAGAGAAACCACACCAAUGGAUUUUUGUAUCUCUAUGUCACCUGAUAGCCCUUCAAGUACCACCUAGUUUUGUAUAUCUAUUAUUUAUUUAUAGGAUUUAUAUUCAUUUAUUAUAAAUUGAUAAAUCAAAUAAUACAUUUUUAGUAUAUAGUUAAUAUAUAGUUAUACUAAAGUAUUAGAAUUAAAUAUUGUAAAGAAACUUUAAUAUCAUGUAUAUUUAUGUUUGUGUAAGUGUAAGUAUGUAUAUGUCAAAACCAAAGUAUGUACUUGUGUAAUAUAAUUAUUCAUAUCUUUGUUGUACAACUAGGAUCAAGUAAAUUCCACACAAAUUUUAUUAAAAUACACGAUAAAAAAUAA